Blumeria graminis f. sp. triticale is the source of this 153-nucleotide messenger RNA. NCBI's taxonomy places the organism in Eukaryota, Fungi, Ascomycota, Leotiomycetes, Helotiales, Erysiphaceae. The record is from the annotation of a GenBank genome assembly.
AUGCCUUUCAUUAACUUUUCUUCCUCGAGCUUUAUAUGGCCGGGGUAUAGACUGUUGGCUGUUUUCUUCUUGGCUGAGCUGUAUGGACUUAAUCCUCUGAUUAAUAUUAUUUUAUUUAUUUUAUUUGAAGGUUCCUCUGAACCAGUGAUAUAA